CUAAAAUGAAAAAUUGGUAAAGGGAACCAACAAACCUCGGAACAAGUGAAGUUAGCGAAUUCAUUUAAAAUGCUCCUGAAAUAAACGAACCCAAUCAUUUCAGUUUUCCAUUUUCCUCCAAAUGGCGACCUCUCGAUCCGGCGCCGGCGGUAAAAUUGUCACGAAUCGCCGGAAGCAGCGGCUUUCCACCACCCCUUACGAUCGCCCUCCACCCCAACUGUCACCACCUCCUCAGCCGAAAAGCCCUAAUUGGUUUACGGGCGUCGUUGUUCCGUCAGCUCGUUUCCUUGUUUCGGGCGCGGGGAAAAUCCUUAGUUCCAUCUUCUCCGACUCGGAAUCUUCAUCCUCUGAAGACGAUGAGUCCGCUUCAGAUGAUGAUAUAGGCAAUGAGAACCUUCAUGAAAUUCUCUAUAGUGGAGUUAACACAUCAAACGAGGAAUCUCAGUUGAAUACAUGGAGUAGUGACACUAAAUGGACUAUUGAGCAGCUUAUUUUGCAAGAGACUUUUUCAAGGGAAGAGUGUGAUAAGUUGAUAAAAGUUUUAAAUUCCCGGGUUACGGUAGCUGGAGAGAAAAAUUUACCUGCUGAGAAGACGGUUGACAAUGAAGAUAUUGACAUGUACAGUAAAGCUAUUCAAGAAGCUAAGAAAUGGUUUCAAGAUAAGAAAGUAGGUUCAAGUUCGGUGGCAGAGUUGGCCCACGAGAUCAGUAACAUUAACUCUGGACAUGUGGAAACUGGAGGUGGUUCUCCGGUAGAUGUCGCUAGAUCCUAUAUGAAGGAUAGGCCACCUUGGACAUCUCCUACAAAAAGUGUUGAUUUAAGAACCCCGUUGAGGAGAAUGGAGCUUUUCAAAGAAGGAGCUUUGUAUUCGGUUGGCCAGGAUUCUCUCUCUUCAUCAAAUAAACGGAGUUCUAUCUCUGGAUCAUGGAAUAUUCUUGAAGAACUACGGCGAGUCCGCUCAAAGGCAACGGAAGAUAUGCUGCGCACCCCACCCUCCAAAGUCGAUCCAUUGUUUGCAGUUGGACAAAAUAAGGUGGACUCUUCAGGAGCUGGUCUAACAUUGUUUGGUAUGGGAGAGAAAAUUUCUGACACAGAUUCUUCAAGAGAAACUAAAAGAGCAGAUGCAGGAGUGAGUUCUGAACCUAACCCUGCAGGUCCAAGUCCACAUAGCACUAAUGGAGUCCCGUCGACUGAAAUGGCUGAAGCCGGCGAAAAAUUGAAUGCGAAUGAUCCAUCGCCAUCUCAGCCCAGCUUUCCUGCAGGGCAAAACUCCGAGAAACAUGAAGAAACCAAUAAUUCAUUUAACACUGAGAACGGCCACAAUUCUUCGGAUACUUUUAAUGUGGAAGGUGAGUUUGAGCUUCUGAACGAAGUUUACAUUGAGGUCCCCAUCAUAACUGAAACCGACAGCAUGGCAAUUGGGUCUCAGAACAGCUUGGGUUUGCAGUAUGAGGAACUGGCAUUAGAUACGGCUCAGCUGUACUCGGAGGAUGAGAAAGUGGCCGGAAAGCCACAAAUGAGAAAAUCGGGUAGGAACAUUCGAAGGGGCAGAGGAAGGGGUAAAUGAUGGGUGGGUGUAUUUAGUGCCGUGUUUUUAUUAUGCUUUGUACACUACUUUAGGAAGAAGUGUGCCUUUGUCGGGGUUUAGGAUCUCGCUUGUUUUUUCUUUUUUAUUUUUUUCCCCAUUUUUAUGUACUGUAGUCUUGAAAAAUUUACAGUAUUGGUGCGGUUAAUUUGUUAGCUGUUUUAUGUAGAAGCCAUGUGAUUCUUGCAAAGAGAGCGGCUUGUUGUCGUGUGUUUUUUCGAGAAACUGGCAUGGUGAGCUCUAUUUUAGUUGGAUAAUUUGUAGCUGUGUCAUAUUAGAUUCGACACUCUUGCUAAGGUCUUAAUUCGUAUGAUAACUGAACUCUCUCUCCCGUUCUACUUGUGUGCUGGCACCUUCGUUUGGGUUUAGCUUUUUUCCUUGGCAUCUUUAUCUGGUUUAGCUGUUGGGUACUUAGGCGACUUAGUUAGUUGCAACAUUUUAAAGCCUUUGGGGGGAUUUAGUGUAUUAUUAGUUGUGUAAACUAAAUAUCCUGCGAGUUUGGUGUCGAUAGUCUUGGCAAUUCGGACCUGCUAAUGAAAUGGAGUUUCUCGAUGCUACAUUUGGUUUGAUUGAAAC
Molecule: messenger RNA, 2161 nt
Organism: Striga asiatica
Lineage: Eukaryota; Viridiplantae; Streptophyta; Magnoliopsida; Lamiales; Orobanchaceae
Source: the annotation of a GenBank genome assembly